Cannabis sativa is the source of this 1060-nucleotide messenger RNA. Its product is annotated as glyoxylase I 4. The record is from RefSeq and is a predicted model, not a curated record. The transcript has 2 exons. NCBI's taxonomy places the organism in Eukaryota, Viridiplantae, Streptophyta, Magnoliopsida, Rosales, Cannabaceae. The coding region runs from base 201 to 947 and encodes 248 amino acids.
AGCAUUAUAGUCCCAAUAUUCAAUCACAUUUCUUAGAUCUACAAAAUUAAAUCAACUACUCUCUCUCUCUCUCUCUUUUUCUAUAGAAAAAGAAAAAUUAAAAGAUAAAAGAGAGAUCUUUAAAUUAAAGAACAGAGAGUAGAGAGAAGAUUAUUAAUUAUAUAUAUAUAUAGUGAGAUCAGAUUAUAGAUAUAUAUAUAAUGGGGAGUUUAGGAACAGAGAUUAGUGAGGAGUAUUGUAUUAAUAAUGAUGAUUUGAUUAUAAUAGAAGAAGAAGAAGAAGAGAGUUGUGGUAGUUGGAGUAAUAAUAAUGGUUAUAAUGGUGUUAAUAAUGGUAAAUUACCUUUAUUAUCCCUUAACCAUGUUUCUUAUGUUUGUAAAUCAGUGGCUAAAUCUGUCAAAUUUUAUGAACAAGUUUUGGGUUUUGUUCUUAUCAAAAGACCUUCUUCUUUCAAGUUUGAAGGAGCUUGGUUAUUCAACUAUGGAAUUGGGAUUCAUUUACUUGAGGCAGCAGCUAUAGCUGAUGAAUCAAGUAACAAAAAUAAUAAAAACAUUAAGAAAAAAAUAAACCCAAAAGACAAUCACAUAUCAUUUCAAUGUUCAAAUAUGAGUUUAAUUAUGGAAAAAUUAGCUCAAUUGAAUAUUCAUUAUGUAACUGCUGUGGUUGAAGAAGGUGGAAUCAUAGUAGACCAACUCUUUUUUCAUGACCCAGAUGGUCAUAUGAUUGAAAUUUGUAAUUGUCAAAAUUUACCUGUUUUACCACUUGUCUCUUCUUCGUCUUCUUGUUCUUCUUGUCCUCUCAACAAGUUCAAAUCCGUCACCAAUGUUGAUGUUGCUGAUGAUGUUGUUGCUUCGAGUGUAAGCAAAAUGAAUAAGCGAUGUUCUGAAGCCGCGGCUGUGAGUAUGAUGGAUAAUUUGGUUAUGGAUAUGAUGAACAUUUAUUUAUGAGAGUCUUGUGUUAUAUCAAUAUGAUUAUUAAAGAGUGUGUUUUGUGAAAUGGUUUUGUUGUUUUGUAUAGAGAGUUGUAAAGAUAGGGUGAUCUAUGGCUCUUUUUUUAGUCA